AUGACUUUUAAUUUGCAACAUACGCAAAGUUACGGGCACAUCGCGCCCAAGACCGACUGGGGGAAGGUGAUCACCAUCUUCUACGCCAUCCCCGGGGUGCCCCUCAUGAUGCUGUGCCUGGCCAACAUCGGAGACGGCAUGGCGCACUCCUUCAGGUUCCUCUACUGGAAGGUCUGCUGCUACGCGUGCACCAAGAAGCCCAAGAAGAAGAGAAGAGCGAGAUCGAUGCGCGGGUCCCGGAGGUACCCGAGCCAGCAGGGGAGCCACAGGGCGCGAGCCUCCUCCUUCAGAAGGUCCAACAGAGCCUCCGAGAAGUCCGCGGAUUCACACCUCAGCGACUCCGCCUUCUACACGUCCUCUUACUCGGACCCCGAUUACAAGAUGUACGACGACAUGGUUGAAGCUGACAUGCGAGGGUUGCAGAGUAAUCGCCCUUCGGGGAGAAGCCAGCAGACGAGAGCGUCGCAAAACUCUAAGGGAUCUGACCUCCUUACUCCGCCGCCCAAGGAGGGAGCGCAGGACGACGGAAGACUCGCAGUGCUGUUCAACAAGUACGCGCUGGAGCAGGAAGGCCUGUCGCCCGAAAAUGACCAGAGAUCUCCGGACCGAGAGGACGCCGCCGAAACGAGGCCGGACCGAGACGGCAAGGCAAGGCGCAGCCGACGCGACGACGCAGAGCUCCCGGUGACGCACCAGCCGCGCAGCCAGCGAGCGCCCCCGCCCGCCGCCGAGGCCCAGGGCUACUUGGACUCCCCCCCGCUGCCCAGGUCGCCCCGCCACUCUGACAGGUACUCUCGCCACAUGCCUCCUCAGCAUGACCCCAGGAGUCGUCUCUCCCGUUUAGAUGAAGAGUACUACUACGACGACGACUACGACGACGAUUACGACGACGAGGAGGAAGACGACAUGGGCGGCGACAAACCGGUGCCCAUCUGGCUCGGAGUGAUGCUGGUCUUCGCCUACAUCCUGGCGGGCGCCUUCCUCUUCGCCGGCUGGGAGGGCUGGGGCUUCCUCGACUCCGUCUACUUCUGCUUCAUCACUCUGACGACGAUAGGUUUCGGAGACUUCGUCCCGGCGCAGGACCUGAAGGUGGACGUCGAGCUGAGUAUCGCUUUGUGCUCCAUCUACCUGCUGUUCGGCAUCGCCCUCUUGGCCAUGAGCUUCAACCUCGUGCAAGAAGAAGUCAUAAGCAAGGUCAAGAACAUGGCCAGAAGACUCGGUAUUCUCAAAGACGAAGGGGAAGAAGACGACGAUGACUAACGGGAUCGAAAGAACGUACCCACGUCCUUAGUCGCAGAAUGCACACUGUAGACUCACUCACGGACACCCCAGAGACACGUUGACGACUAUGUCAUUAGCAUAAUGAAGACCAACAGCGUAAUCGAAUGGGAUUACACUAUUUCCUCUAUAUAUGUUGGCAAAUAAUGCAUAGUUUGUAUGCGGGAUAUAUACUGUAAAAAUAAAGCAGGUUGAUAAAUAAGGUUGUUGCUUAUAAGAAAAUAGUGCAGAUGAAGAGGGGUAUGAUGGUAUGGUUACCAGACAACAGUAUAAUAUUUACAAUGCAUAAAUUGUUGUUAUGAUUUCCAAUAUCGUCAUAACCACCAUCGUGCCAUGUAUAAACAUGCUGUAUAUUAUGUUUGUUAAAAAUGUUCAUAUAUGUAAUCACUGAAUGUCUUCAAAUAUUACAAAAUAUAAAUAAGUAAAUUGCUGCCGUUACCUUGCCAGUGUGUGUGCUUAAUGCGUAUGCAUACAUCAACACAAAUGAUGAAGCGUAAGGUGUGCAUGUGUGUGCAUGACAAUGCCUGGCAAUAGUAUAUUACGGGAGAGUGAGCGAAAGUUUAAUCAAGAGGUGCGAAAGUUAUGCGACAAUUGAGAGAUAGCACUUCAGGCUGCGAAAGAAUCACAUGGUAUGCUGAACAUAAGGUAUGCUGAAAGUAUCAGGAAGCUUUGUACACCACUAACCAGCAGGAAUAAUGUACGCCGGGGUAGGGGCGGGUGAGUAGAGCCAUAUGUAUGUCAAGAGCUUACCCAAGCUCUGAAUAUCAUUAUGUAUAACAGCGGUUGAUAACUGGUGUUAUGAAGAACUGUUGACGCUGAUACAGUGCUAUUAUGCUGACACAAGUGUUAUUUCCCUUGGGGAAACCUACAACUACAAAGUACAAGAUAAUUUUGGCUUAUUGAUGUAUGUAAAUGUAAGCAGGUAAAUAAAUGGCAGUCAAUAUGCCGCUUUGUUGAUAAAACAGCUACACUUACACGUUUUUACACUCAAAAGAAUGUACUGGACUCUACUGGCAUGAUUUUAACAUUAUCGUCAAAUACUUCAGGCAAUCUACUAUCGGGACAGUGACAAAAUUAGGAUAGAUAUAUAGAGAGAGCAAGAUCAAAAGCGAAAGAGAGAGAGAGAGAGAGAGAGAGAGAGAGAGAGAGAGAGAGAGAGAGAGAGAGAGAGAGAGAGAGAGAGAGAGAGAGAGAGAGAGAGAGAGAGAGAGCAUGAGAGAGAGAGAGAGUCCUGUUCGUGAGUGCUUUCAGACUCCCCAAUGUACCUCCUUGAGCCGGGACAGACGAUAUCAGAAGGUGCACAUGGAGAGAUUGCAAAAGUUGAAAGUCACCAAGAAUAUUAACAAGACAUGAUAAAAGGCGUCUCCGUUUUUUUCUGUUGUAGAAUAUUGCGAGUCAGUUAUAUGGGAUGACGUAUGACAGUCCACAGACAAGGCCUAUGACACACAGGGCAGCAGCGUAUGAGGUGUACAGUGUUACGGUUGGCUACAAAGAGGUGGCCAUUCGGUCGUCCCAACAUACCUUGGACGU
Molecule: messenger RNA, 2808 nt
Organism: Penaeus indicus
Lineage: Eukaryota; Metazoa; Arthropoda; Malacostraca; Decapoda; Penaeidae
Exons: 8
Coding region: 1-1260 (419 amino acids)
Biological process (GO): potassium ion transmembrane transport; stabilization of membrane potential
Cellular component (GO): plasma membrane
Molecular function (GO): potassium ion leak channel activity; outward rectifier potassium channel activity
Source: RefSeq, a predicted model, not a curated record